AUGAAAAUUAUUUGGAGAGACCUCACCCAGAGAAUAAUUUUCAUUUCGCUUACCGGAUUUGGAGUUUUGGGGAAUAUCAUCUUAUUUGUGAGACAUGUAUAUACUUUCAACAUGGGUAUUGAGAACAAAAAUAUAGAUGUCAUUCUCAUCCACUUGGCUUUUGUAAACGCAAUCAUUAUUUAUUGCAUAGGGGUCAGAACCAAAGGCACAAUUUUUUAUAUCAUAAACUUCCUAGGUGAUGUUGGCUGUAAAACUACAUUUUAUCUAGAAAGGGUUGCCCAUGGCUUCUCCAUCUGCACCACCUGUCUCCUCAGUGUGGUCCAGGCUGUCACCAUCAGUCCUAGGAACAGCCUUUGGAGAAAGCUCAAACCACAGACUGUAUGGCAUGUUCUUGCCUUUCUCCUUCUCUUUUGGAUCUUUAAUUCCCUGAUAAGCUUCAACUUGCUUCACUACAUCACAGAAGGCAGUAGCAUAAACAGGUCUGUAGUUGGGAUGCAUUCUGAGUAUUGCUAUAUGCUGCCAUCCUUGCACACAGGUAAAUGGCUUUUCCUCUCCCUAAUGGCUUUUUGUGAUGUCACUUUUCAGGGUCUCAUGGGCUGGAGCAGUGGGUCUAUGGCUCUCCGUCUGUAUAAAUAUCACAUACAUGUUCUUUACCUUCACAGCUCCAGGCCUGCAAAUAAUUCCAGGCCAGAAAUCAGAGCUACAAAAAGUGUUCUCAUUCUCAUGACCUGUUUUCUUUUCUUUUAUUGGACAGAUUUUAUUUUCUCCUUCUACACGGGUUCCACGGUGACAAAUGAUUUCACAAUACUAAAUAUUAAAGUAUUUUUAGUACCUAGUUAUGCUGGUUUCAUCCCCUUUGUUCUGAUCUUCAGGGAUGUCCUUGUUGCUAAAUCCUACUGUGUCCACGAGAAAUAA
This is a messenger RNA of Psammomys obesus (fat sand rat), 915 nucleotides long. Its product is annotated as putative vomeronasal receptor-like protein 4. The transcript has a single exon. Gene Ontology annotation, biological process: G protein-coupled receptor signaling pathway. The coding region runs from base 1 to 915 and encodes 304 amino acids. Gene Ontology annotation, cellular component: membrane. Gene Ontology annotation, molecular function: pheromone receptor activity. Lineage: Eukaryota; Metazoa; Chordata; Mammalia; Rodentia; Muridae. The record is from RefSeq and is a predicted model, not a curated record.